Molecule: messenger RNA, 1198 nt
Organism: Drosophila serrata
Lineage: Eukaryota; Metazoa; Arthropoda; Insecta; Diptera; Drosophilidae
Product: protein FAM8A1-like
Source: RefSeq, a predicted model, not a curated record
AACUUCAUUCAAAAGAACCUUUAAAGAUCAAUUGUGACAAUUUGCAAUUUUUUUGUGAUUAUUUCUAUAGCUGCCGGGAUAAGGAAUCGUUUCGGAAGGUAUUCCAAAUCAAACUUGAAUCCAGCCUAAAGGAAAAACUUUAAUAAAUAUUCGAACUUUCGAUAUUUAAGAAAAUGUCUGAUCAAAUUGAGAAUACCCAGCAGAUGGAGCAGAAUCUGGAUCCCAAGGGAGCUUAUUUUGCCAGCCUCGCGGUGUGGGCCAAACAGCUUCGUGAGGCCCAAGAGGCCAUGGCCGGGUUCCCGGGAUAUUUGCUUGCCAAAUACCCGGAGCUCUUUCGCACACCGAACGGAGGCCAGCAGACAAAUACUUUGGGACGUAUCCAACCGCGUCCAGUUCAAGGGCUAGCGGCUGCAUCGGCCAGAGCUUUUGGAAUACCGCCUGGACGAGCUCGUCGUCUUCUUCGUCAUCGCAUCCUUAACAGGGGCGACCAGCAAAACCCGAUAGACCGUCGUGGUGGCUAUGUGGUCGCCUUGGCGCCCUUAUGGAAACGAGCUGUAGCGCAGGCCAUCGACAUGUACCUUCUUCUUUUGCUGAAGGUCCUCAUUGCGCAUUUGCUUGCUUGCCAGUUUCCCAGCAUUGGAGAGCAAUUGAUUUGGCGGGUAAUUACAGAUGACCUGGUCAUGUACUACUUUGGCAUAACUACAUCGACUCAAGCGCUGCUCGUCAGAAUGUUUCUCAAGCUGGUCGGGUUCUGCUACGAGCCGCUGUGGACCAGCUACUGCAAUGGAGCCACACCCGGCAAGUGGCUAAUGAAGAUACGAAUUGUGACCGCUUGCGCGGUGAUGCCGUUUUCCCCGCCCGAUGGACCCAGUCACCCACGCAUCGUCUUUGUCUAUCCGGCAUGGAGGCUCACUAUGCAACGUGCCAUUUUCCGGUCGCUUAUUAAGCGCUUUGUGACGACAAUCAUCCUACCCAUCUCCAUCAGAUUCGUUUUCCGUCGUCACAGGGCUUAUUAUGACCAAUGGACUAAUACGAUUGUCUUGGAUAAUAAAUUCAAAGCCGUGCAUUACCUUGGCGUACGUAAUCGGUAUCCGCGCUGAUACAGCCUAAUGAUUUGGGACUUCAUUUUAUACACACAAUUAAAAUUUUACAUAUGUACAUAGAUGUUAUUAGUACAUCCAUUGAGACCUUUUAAAUA